AGCGCCGCGGCUGGCGCGACGUGACGUGUUUUCGUGCGAAGGCGAUGCGUUGUGUUGUUUGAGUUUGAUACUUCGGAGGCGCCGUUUGCGUUGUUAUUUCGUUGAAUAUUCAAGCAUUGGGGUUCUAAAACGGUGGCCAACAUGUCACGAAGAAGAAAGGUAAAGUCAUUGACGCGUUUCGAGCGUGUUAAAACGUUUUCGUUAAGCGUUUUGUUUUUGGGAAGUUCUCCCUUGGCAUUUAGCCAAACGGAAAGAUAUUCGGCAAAACACUGACUAAACAGGUCAUUUUUAGAUAGCUCUUUUCGCCAUCACUCCAACGGACACAUUUUCUGUAGGUUAAGAUAAGAACUGAUGAAUUUUGCGAGCUAUUUUGAAACGAUCGCGUGAUCGGAAUCAAUUAUCGAUCUGCAGCCGUUAGGGAAAUAAUUAACAGAAAUUUAUGCAGAAUUUUGCAUAAUUGUUUCCCAGAAGUAUGACCACCAAAUGCCCUCUAAAAAUAUAAUAAGAAAUCGGAAGGAGUUACUUUUUUUGGUUUUUAUUGGUAAUUUUGACAUCUAGCUUUUAUAAUAUAAGCUUACUAUUUCUUAACAAAAGGUAUUGCAAUAAAAUAAAUCCUUUGUAAGCUUAUUGAAAACAUUCUAAACUAAAAAACAAAAUUAACAUAAAUUUGUUUGUAGUUUUGAGAUUAAAAUUUUCCCUUGAUGUUUUCACUUUGUUCAAAAUUUUCCUUGAUGUCACCGCUCCUUUGUUAACUUUAAUUGACUAUGCAAUUCCAAUACUAUAUUAAAUUAAAACGCAAAGAAAGAAAACACUCCAUGUUGGUGUUAAAGGGGGGACACUGCUCUGCUAUCGGUGUGACGUUUGACUUUCCCGUGUGACAAAAGCGUGACUAGAGCCCAACCUAUCUCCCCAGUGGAGUGUAUCGUGCUGGAUCAAAACCUCACGCAAUCUAAAAGCAUUACUAUUCACGGCACUAAAAGCUGAAAACCUACGGCUCAGCAUUGUGCAACCUAAUGGAACGAGUGUAGGCAGUUCAUAAAACGCUUAAGCCAAAAGAUUAAACAUUGACAUAUAACAGAGCUAAAGCUAAACCCAAUAUUAUUGAAAUAGUGCAAAAACAUGAAGCUUGGGGUCAAGUUGCUGGGAGACUUAACUGAUAGCAGAUACAAGAGGUGAACCACAUUUUAUUUGUGUUACAACAACAAUGCCUUCAAAGGGAGGGAGGGAGGGGAAAAAAGUAAAAAAUUUACAAGUAAACUGUUCAGUAAGCAAGCAGGCUAAGCGAAAGAAGGAGGUUGCAUAAAAUAACCUUUUUAUAGUUAGACAUAUGUCUAAAGCUAAGCCAAUGGAUGAUAGCAUACAAUAGUGUUGUAGCAACACACGGUACGUACAGCGAGACAUGAAUAGAGGUAUUUAUUGAAUCUAGCCAUACACAAUGAAUGUUACAAACCUACCAGCCAGUGUUGGAACAUUUUGACCUUGGUACCUGUCUGUACCAUUGUAUUACGAUGAGACAAAGAUAUUAUACUCGUGUACCUUCAUGGCUGACAUUGCACGGCACUAGUUGCUCCACUUAGAAUAAUAACAAUCCCCGGGAACUCUGACGCAUCAUGCUCCAUUAAAUGCGAUUUACUGUUUCACUGUAAAUCUUUAAUUUAACUGUCAUUAUUCUUAACUAUUAUUAAAGCAUUUAUUGAAUAAGGCUAGGUAUGAUCUGCAGAAUAUUAUGGAGAAUGUUAUCCACUGAGGCCUAAGCUGAGUCCAAUAAUAAUUGUUGUAUUAUUUGUUUCUUCAUUUUCCUGUUUCUUGACAAGUUCAGGAUAUAAAAAGACAUUUAGUCUCACAGAUAUUCUUCAAAUGGCAGAUGUCAUUCACUGAAUUGCAUUCUUGCUGUUCUUGCAAUGUUGUAAGGCAGUAGUUAAGCCAUUUUUUCUUCAUGAAAUUAUGGGUAAACCCUGGAAAAUUCCAUGGUCACAAGGUGUAAUCUUGAAGGCACAGGUCAGGGCUGUCUGUAAACAUCUGGCACCGGGAAUUUCCCUGGGCUAUUAUGAGGAUGAUCCUGGCUUCUUUUGUACGAAACAAAAGGAAAAUUGAACCAAAAGAACUUCCUAGCAGUUAAAUUCCCUGCUUACUAAUUGCAUAAACCUUGUAACUUGAAGUCUAAGUGACAGCCCUCCCGUUGAAUAUCUCUAACAUUCUCUGCACAAAAUGUAAAAAUAUUAUUCUUAUUUACAGAGUGCAUCAAGCGCAAAAAAAUCAUCAGAAAAUGCUACUGAUCAAGAGUCAGAUGAAUGGAGUGAAGAGGAGAAGAAAAGACUCCUGGACGCAUUAAAAAGGUAUUAUUUGCUUUUAUAUUAAGUCUUGCCUUUAUAUUCUCCCCUAGAACUGAAAACAUGCCCAGUACCUGUGUUGUCUAUGGUUGUAACAGUACAGCCAAUUUCCAAAGAGGUGUAGGGGUCCAUAAAAUUCCAUUCUGAAGUGAUACAAUCAAGGCGGUGCUCUUGUAGCACCCUGUGACCCCUAGCACAUAGCUUUUGCUUCUGGACAACCAGAAGAAGCUAGAUUUAAAAAUAAAAAAACAUAAGCUGGGCACCCUGGAUUUCACAGGCUCAGAACAAAGGUCUCCCUUCAACGUUUUUAGCACAGCCUUGACAAUAUAUGCGUGCUGAAUGUUUUCUUUAUGUCCUGAUAUCCAGUUGCAAAUUCUCCAGACUAAUAUCCAUACAUUUCCUUAAAGAAAUAGUUGGGCGUAUUUGAUAAAAGAUCAAAACAUUUUCCCUAAGGUGAUCAUUUUAUUAAUUCUUAUAACCUUAUCUCUGGAUGAUGUAUCGAUGUUUUUAGGAGAAGAUUGAUGUUGGUCAAUCUUGGAACUUAAAGGGUUAAGAGGAGAAGGAGGCUCAGUUAAGAAACCAAAGUUUGAGGGGUUUUUAUCAACCACAAUAACUUUUUUGUACAAGUCACAAGGAAAAACAUUUUGUUUCACAAAAAAAAAAUUGAAGCCUAGUUGCAUUUUAAGAUUAUUUGCAUUGUACAAAAUUUUGUUAGGGAUGAUGGUAAAAACAAUUGGCGCUGGAUUACAAGGCAAGUGAACUCAAAGACAAUGAACCAGGCAAGUGCUUGAUUGUAGUUUUAUAUUAAUCCAUUUGAAAAUGUGGAAAUUUUGUCAGCUACAAGGUUUGUGCCAUGUUUGCUGUACAAUGCUUAGCAACCCUUAGUCUGCCCACUUUAAUGCCGCCCACCACACAGAAAUCCAAAACAGGAAAAGGGGAAAAAGGCAGCUAAAAUGCUGCUAUUACAAGGAGAAUAAGAGCUAUUGGCCAUGUGCAUUCUUGGAAAGGAAGACUUGCCCCGAUCACCCAGCAGACUGUCGUCAUAAAUAAUCACAUUAAUUGACCUUUGGGACCACUGAACACUUGUACAUGUCGAACACUGCACUACAUGUACUUUCAAUCUAUACUGAAGACAUAGUGUUAUUGAUGAGGCUUGUUCAGUCGGUUUGAUUGGAUACUGGGAAAGGUUUUUGCUGCAGUUUUUUGGAAUGAGGUCAGUAUUUAGCCAUUUUGACUGAACAAGUUUGGUCAUCGGAUCAAACAAACAAAGAACAAAGCUGGAAAUUCCAAGUGGGCAAGACAGACUUGUCGUGCUGACUAAGGUAGCCAAUCAGAGUUCACUCACUUGUGGCGCCGUUAUAUUAAAAAAAAAAAUUGAAUCUCUUGCUGUUGACAAACCUAAACUGUUAAUGUAUUAUUAAUAAUGUUGUUGUAAAUUUUUUUUGCAGGUGAAAGAGUUUGCUGAAAAACUUAAGGCAGAGAAGCAAACAGCAACUGCAAGAAGGACAUCAUGUAUGUUAAGUUUUUAGCGAAAUCUGAAUUCAGGAAAAGUCUUAGAACUCUAAGGUUGCUGAAAAUCAGACAGUGCAAUGCAAUCAGUAUAGGCAUUUGUUUCUUAUACAGUCAACUCCUGAUAACUCAAACCUUCUAGGGAAAUAAAAAAAAUUUGAGUUAACAGGAGUUCGAUUUAUUGGGGAUUCGAAACAAAUAACGAGAAAGAAGGGAGUGGGAUGGGAAUGAAUGCAAGUAACAUGCCGAUUCAUGGUUGUUAAAAUAAUUUCAUUGAUUCGGACAGCUGCACACUUUUUUCAACUUGCAGGUACCUAAAGCAUGGUUUGGGUUAUAGAGGAUAAAUUUUUAUAGAAAUGUUCUAAGUGAAACAAAAAUUACUUCAAGUUAGUGGGAGGUUUAAGUUACCGAGGGUAAAAUUAUAGUAAGUGUAUAAAGGAAAUUCAGAGGAAAUCGAUUUCGGUUCGAGUUAAUUAGUGCGAGGUUCGAGUUAGUGAGGGUUUGAGUUAGCAGAAGUUGACUGUAGUGAUUUCAUGCUGUGUAACUUGCAACAAUUGUUAAAAUGCUCAUACAAUUGACUUUGAUGAAUGACAAAUGUGUCAAUUUUGGCCCAUUUUUUUUUAGUUGUUUACGUACUAUACAAUUUUGGCCAGAAGAGUCGAAUAUUUAACAUUCAAUGAUUCAAUCACCACCAAUGAUAAAAUUGUCAUUUGUAUGUGCCCAAUAAGAAAGUUGUUGCCUUAAAGAGUUUAACAUUGCUAAAAGUAUGUUCAACAGCCAAAGUAUUGGCAGAAGGCUUCAGGACUUGAUAGUACUUUCUUUGAAACUUGACAAUAUUUUUAUCAAAAUCAAUCUGUUCUUUUUAGCUUCAAGCAAAAGGCCAAUUGCACCCAAAGAUACUGGACCUUUAGAGGUAUUUAGACAUAAUUUUAUAACUGGUAGUGCUUGUCUGUUUAGUUGUUGAUAAACAAGCAAACAUGACAUCGAUAAAAUUAGAGUGUGUUUCUGUGUCUUCAUCAUCAUCAAGUCAAUUCGAUAAAAUGGAGGUCUUAUUUUCAUAGAAAUCUUUUCUUUCUUGUCCUGAAAAAAGUAAAAGUCACAUCUUUUUACCACUGUGUAACAUCCUCCAAUUAUCUGACUCUUUGUUCUUUAGGGGUGGAUAAAUGCUACGAAGAGAUUAAGAGGGGAUAAUGAUGUAGAUGGAACGUGUAUACCACAGGUAAGACUACGAUAAAUAAUUAUACAACACCAUUUUUGUGUUUUGAAAAACUAUCAACUAGGUGGAUUUCCAAAAUGUGUUUUGUUUCUCCCCCCAAUCAGAGAUGUGUUAUUCUGUUUUUAUUAAAUAUACAUGUAAUAUUUAUAUUUUUAACUUCCAUCUGUUAGACUCCCUUAUGAAAAUAUUUAUUGUGUUUUUUAGGGGAUAAAAAUUGUGGGGUGCGGAGAUCUAAAAUGACCAUCACCAGAGUUGUCUUGAGCUCAGUGCUAAUGGGAACUAAUGGUGUAGUUGUUCUUGCUAGUUCUUGUUUUAGAAUAUUAUGCGUGAAUGUAAAUGUCUCUACCAGAUUGAGUUUCUGGUUAUUUCUAUGGUCGUUUCAGAAUUUUUCAAUAUGCACCCCAGCCAUUUUUUAAGGAAAUAAAAUUUGGACAUAAUUGGUAGGGUACUCAUUGCUAAGACUGCCAUCAAAAGGGCUAGUGUUGUCAAAGUUUGGCCCACCCUGGGCGUGACUGUCUCAACUAUUAGUACAUGUAAUUCUUAGCAAAUGUAUGCUCUUUAUUCAGAUAUUUUCAGUCCUGGAUUAAUUAGCUGUUCUUAAUUCCAAAAGCAUGUUCAGGAAGAUUAAUAAUUAUGUUAUUAAAUUAAUAAUUAUUGUAAAGUAUAAUUAAUGUCAAUCAUGACCAUUGCUCAUUAAAAUUUAUGGUUCAUGUAACUGGUUAAUUCAGAUUCAUUACAAAUAGUAUACUUUAGACCGUUAUUCUUGAUAUAAUAUGGCCCCUGUAUAUUACUGAAAUGUCAGACAAAGUGCAGACUAUAGUUUUAACUGGUACUUAGCUUAACUUAGAUUAAUUUAAUGUUGUGUAAAAUUUACUGAUAAAGAAUAACCAUACAGUGUUUGAACCCUUUGUCAAACCUUGGUGAUUACAUGGUUCGUACAAUGUUUUGAAGUGCCAGAGCUAAACAACAAAUGCUUCAUGAUCAAAAUUUUACACUAAUUUCAUGUGAAAUGUACAGCCUGAAUAUUAAAAUUUUGUAUCAACAAAGGUCUCGGGUUUUCCUUGAUUUUUCUGUAACAAAAGUUGUACGAACUAUGAAAUCAAAGUAAUAUUCAAUCUGGAGUGGCAUCCCUCGUGCCUCUCAUAGCAGACACAAACUUCAAGGGAAGAAGAAUGCCAAGACUUAGAUUCUGGAAGUGAAAAUGCUCCUACAAGUACACAUGAGGAACUACACUGUAAUGGUGACAGGAAAGAGGAAGAACAACAGCAAGUUCCUGAACUCACGAGCAACUCUGAUCAUCACAAAAAUACAUUAUCACCAAACAUUGUUACAGAGGAACAGUUUCAAAGGACUAACUCUCUUAUGGUAAGGGAACAAAGUUAAAUAGUCACAUAGUGGGAUCCUAAUUUUUUAACCUGAAGGGUGCAAAGGAAAUGAUUGGUUGAACUAUCAGGAGUUAGACAAAGUGGUUAAAAUUGAAGUUUGAUUGGGGGAGGGGACGGUGUUUUCAUUUAAAAUCCAUUAUGUUAGCUGGGAGGUUCUUAUAGCAAGCUAUGUGCAGGGCCUCCAUACCCCACCCCUCCAUACACAGAUGGCCUUACCAAGGCUCCUUUGCACUGCUAAGUCAGUAAAAGUUACACCAACCUGCAACCAAGUGAAAUGAUCGAUGGGAAGGUAAGAGGGAGAAGAGGAUGAGUAGACUAGUUUUUUGCAGCUCUCUUCCCUGAAAAGCACUGAUAAUCAAGCUUCAAGGAUGAGGUUCACCCACAAUUAGCAGUUCAAAACAUACAGGAAAAGGGAGUUGCCGAGAGGUCCUCUUGUCCCUUGCAUCGUUUGCUGCCAACAAGAACAACUACAUUCGUUGACUCAAGCCUAACUCAAUUACCUAAGAUUGCACCUUAGCAACUUUUUUUGAAGCAUGAUUAUUUGUUUUCAUUAUUAUGUUUUCUCAGGAGGAUCUGCUCAAUAAUCAGAAGGAAAUGAUGCAGAAAAUUUCCGUUUUGGAGUCCACGCUUGAGGAUCUCCGAUCUGAUGGUUCAUCAACUCAGUCAUCUCUUAUGGAUAUGCUUACAAAGAUCACCAGCAAACUUGAUAGUCUUAGUAAUAAUGCUCCCCAUGGGUGUUGUGGAGGACCUGUAAUUAUCCAAACAACUCCUCAUGCAAACCUUAUACACCAGCCUGUUCUGGGUUCGUGCAGUUCUUGUAGAGAUGGUAAACAAGAUAAAAGACAAGAAAGUUCAAUGCCUGUUUCUGAUAAAGAGAGCAGUACAAUUAAUGAGAAGAAUGACACAAUUUCUACAGUUUCUUUAAGCAGGACUUCAGUUCAAACUUCAUCUACUAUUUCGCAGAGCAUAUCAUCUAGGAAAAGCAGCAGUGAGUCAUGUACUGUAAAUUCAGUUAUAGACGGUCACAAAGAUUCUUUGCCUCAAUCACAAGAAAUACAAAGCAGCACAUCCUUGCCUGAAAUCACUUUGUGUUCAGCUAGUGCACCCGUAACAGCUGAUUCGUCAGUGUCUACAAUUAACUGUGGAUCGUCAAUAAAUGUUCCCUCUGAGUCUCCAACCAAAGUGACCACCACCAUUCCUCCGAAAGAACGUCUGCCUGAAAGGUGUGAAGAAAAGUCUUUAAGACAAGAACCUUGUCUACCAGUGGUCGUAGAAUGUCAUUCAUUGUCAAAUAGAACCAGUUCUGUUGCAUCAGUCAUUAAUCUUUCUCCUAGCAUUGCUGUAACUGCCAUUGCUAAUUCAGAUCAAACUACAGUGGUUUCAAUGGCUUCAUCACAGCAAAGAGGUCCAAUGUCCGAGCAAUUGAAUGUUACAGCACCGCAACGGACAUAUGUGACACGUAGUAGAGAUACUUUCGCUUCAGUCCAAACCACUGUGUCAUCAUUGCCCCCGUCAUACAUUGACCUUCAUAACACUUUGUCAGCCUCACCAGUUUUGAGCACAGUUGUGAGAAGUCCUGCGGCAAGGUUCGUCCCUGGAAACAAUUCACAGGUGGUCUCAAGCCAUUUAACCCAACAUGUUUCCCCUGCACCUAACAUCUCCAUCCCUGUCAUCUCACUACCGAGUUCACAAACCAGGCAUUUGCCAAGGCAGCCAGUACAGAGUAUAACACCCACAUCAGCUCAAACAAGCACUCCGCCUGGAUAUAUCACUCUUUCGCAUACCACAAAUGUAAAGCCAUCUACCAGCAAGGCGUAUGGUAUACCACUAUCGCUGCCCCAUGCACAAACUGGUGAAACAACUUUAAGGAAUCCAAGUGGGAAAGCAAAAGAUCUUGAUGCAUUGUCUGCCGCAGAGUCAGUUAUAAGAAGGGCAAGUAAGUACAUAUUGAUUCAUUAUUUUUUGGCCUUAGUUCAGUGAUUUUGUUACCUCUGCAUCCUGCAUCCUUGAUGCAUAAAAAUCCCCAAAGUUGUUCAUGGUAUGCGUCCCAUAGAAUGCAAAGAUUGAUUGAUAAAUCCGAAGAUGUUUUCAUAGUCUGAAUAUCCUGUUUUUGUGAUUUCUGUGAGUGUUAUUUUGGCUAUUGUUUAAUAAUGCAUAUGUAUUUCAGUCUCUUUUGCUCUUUAAAUAGAAUGACUAUAUUUUAAUUUCAGUAAACUGUAAUAAAGACUUUUGGAGACUGUCUCCAGAUUAACUGUCUGGUUACUUAAAGGCCCAAGCAUGAUCAAUUUAGGACUGGAACUCGUUGGCUCUGCACUGGGAGUCAUUAUUUUUCACAAGAUGAGUCCCAGGACUCACCAUAACUAUUAUUUGUAACAAAAUCACUGUAGUUGUAAGACUACAUGUAGGUUUCUGAUUACGAUUCUAAUUGCAAGUUGGAUGACAUCAGUCAUUUUGAUUAAAAUGUUUUAUCAUUCUUCUUGAUCUGAUGGUGACUGCAUUUUUAAACAAUUCAGAAACAUAUUUUUUAAUUUGUUUAGAGUGACAAAUCAUUCUGUUUUGGUCUAGGAGGGAAGGGGUGGGGGUUGUAUAUCACAAACAUGCCUUUAUAAAGGACAUGCACAUCUUAAUCUCUGCUGUUGGUGUUUUAUACAUGUAAGGCUGUCCUGGUCCAUGGGUUUCCUGUAUCACUUCUCUUUGUUACAAGACUCUGUCCUGUCAUUAAGAUUUCAAGUUGCUGGGUAAAUUGUAUUUAAAUGUAUUAGGUUUUGUAAAAACAACAACCCUGUCUGUGCAUCAAGCUUUUUUGUAAAUUUCUUUGCUGUCCCUGCCCAAAUACAUAAGUUGAGAACAGGAACAGCAAGAUUGCAUGUCUGGUGUUGAAUUGUAAAUUAAUAAUAUUAUUGUAGAUGAGAGCACUCUUGUGGAAGCAAGUUCUGGUAGGUAACCAAUAUUUUUGUUUUUCCAGCCAUUGAAGCCUGUGAUAAACAAAGAAUGGAUGCAGCCUCACCAAAAGAGUUAUUGAACGCAGGUGAAUUUAAUGACAGCGUACAGUCUAGAGUUACAGGCUGUUAUUGUUAGUACAUUUAGGUGUUAUAAAAAAUACAUCUCUGUUAAGUUUGAAGUCCAUUCUUAAUAUUACAGAAGGAAUUUUUUGUUGCUUUUUCUGGCCAAAGUGAGAAUUUUUGGCCACAAAAAAAUAUAAUAUUAUUUUUAUGGGAAAAACAAGGAUGUGUCAUUUACAGUUUACAGUCCUUUAAAGGUUAAUUCUGUUUAAAAUUUGCUUUAUACAUUAAGUUACAGACCAAAAAUUGUUGGUGAACCACAGAACAAGAAAUGAAAACUUAUUAUUAUUAUUUAAUAAAAGCACUUUAUUUAAACUGUGCCAAUGUAUUUAGCAUGAAAGUACUAAUUGGCGAAACCAUUUUUAUGUCUCCUACUGGAGACGGGACCGCCAUUUUACGUGGUCAUUUGAGCCAUGUGAAGGUCGAGCCAUUAUUUGCAGGGUGAAGGCAGUGUCUUUAUUUCUUAGUUUUUUGAUGGCCAUGAUUAUUGGUCCUGCCCCCGGUAUCGAACCUGUGACCUCCCGCUCUGCAGUCAAUUGCUCUAACGACUGAGCUAAUCCUGCAGUGGUAGGAUUGAGAAACAAUAUUAUAUUCAUUUGUUAUUCGUUACAUGUGUAUUUUAAGCUGUUUUUUUAUCAUUGUAGCCAUGUUGAUCAGUAACUACAUCACAGAUCAUCCUAACUCCGAGCAUCAAGAUCAGUGGCAGUCUUGCCUUUCUGCGAUAGUCACAGAUUACCACAAGAACCUUGAUCCUUCUAAAGGGGACUCUUUACAACUUGGUAGGGGAAAAAAGUUUGUUUAUCCAUUGCAUAGUCGAGAUUUUCAUUCCUAAAAGGUGACGAAAGAAAUGAUUGAAAUUUCUCUUUUAUAAAGUCCCAAGAAAUAAAUACAUUCAAACCCAUUAACUUGAAAGGAAAAAGUUACUGUGGCCAAUUGAAUAUGGAUUUGCCAUGUUAACCCUUUAAGUCCUGAUAUCCACUUACAAAUUCUCCAAACUGAUCUCCAUACAUUUCAUUAAAGAAUUAGUUGAGAGAAUUUGAUAAAAGAUCAAUGAUUUUUCUAUUUAAGAUCAUUUUGUCAAUUCUCGUAGACUUUGCUCUUGACAAUCUAUGAGGAGAAAAUUGAUUUUGGACACUAUUGGGGCAUAAAGGGUUAAUAAUCAAUCAGCACCUCAGUAUAUAGUACAGUGCAAAUUGAAUUUAUCUCAUCAGAAAAUGUAGCAUUCUUAUUCUGUUAAGCCAUUAUGACUCUUAAGAUUACUUGAUGCGGUAGCAUCAUGGUGAGUUGCAAGUACCAGAAUUCAAGUCAUCAGGGUAAAUUUUGUUCAGGGAAAUGCAAUUUAAAUCAAGUAAGCAGGGAAUUUGUGUUAUCUGAGUUUGAGUUACCAGUCGAGGGUUCCAUUGUAGUACUAUGCAAAAAUUCUGCCAAAGACCUAAUUUCAAUGAGAUACCAAAACCAACACAGACAUUACAGACACUUAAUUAGAGCGAUGUCUGUUUGGAGUGAUUUGACUGCACAGUGUUUGUGAAGAGACUAACAAAGUCCUGUAUUUCUUUUAGUGUCAAUUGGUUACAAUCCCUAUGUGGUACUCACCCAAUAUGACCUGGAAGACAUGCUGGAUAAGUCCAAAGGACGCCCAAAAUACUUUGCUCUGCGCCUUGCAGAGAAGCUCUUCGGCAUUGACGUCUUGAUCAAAUCCACACCUUAUGGAAUUGGAGGCAAAGCAGCCCUACAUCCAGUCAUAUUGGAUGCAAUCAAAGGUAUGUUAAUUUUUAAUUUAUUAUGUGUAGUGGGCAAGAUAAGUAAGGCAAUGCACCAAAAAAGGUGUUUCUUUGUGUGUUGGAUUUACCAUUAAUAAUAAUAAUAAUGAUGAUGAUGUUGAUGAUGAUGACUGUGAGUAAUGCUCAGUGAUUUUAAAAUCCUUUUUUCUUCAUUUGAUGGAGAAAUGAAAACUGUUUUUCUUUUUUUUUUACUUGUCUGUCGGAUGAAUACUUCUCAGAUUUUUGUUAUUGAAACUUUUUGUACAAAGUGGAUAAAAUUGUUUUGCCAUAAUGACAGCAGAUGCUUAAAGGUUUUUAGUUAGAAGUUGAAUUGCCUUAUUUGAUUGUGCGAAUAUUUUUUAACAACACAAAUUUUGCUCUAGAAAAAGCUUAAAACAGGCUGAGUCUAACAUGUGUAGUAAGUGAUGGAUGCUCUGUAGUGAUGAGUAUCUAGCUAAUUCAUGAGAUUUCUAGAAAAUCUGAAAGCACAGCUCUGUGAUUGGUAGUUUGUAUUACUGUAAUAUAGUACCUUUUGAAAUACUGUUCUCUGAAUUCUCCUGCAGUGGAAGUCUUGCGGCAGUUUGCAUCAGACAUGUCAAAUGAAGGGCAGAUAGCUUUAUGGAAAAGUUGUGUGACCAGUAUAGCUCAGCGUUGCAAGAGAGCACGCAAUCCACGUAAAGACAGGUCACAAACGAGAGCAUCAGCAAAUAAUGUUGACGUAAGCCUACCAUCCAUGGCAGUUGGUGGAGGCAUACAGCUUAGUGAACAUGAUGAGAAUGAUGACUCCCAAGGAGAGUUAGACGAGGAGGAUGAGGACUGUGACAUGGGUAGUUUGGAUCAGUCAGCAGCAAGGCAUACACCGCCUCUAAUCAGAAUACCCUCAGAUGACGAAAAAUCGCCCACAAAGAAUGUCGCUGAGGAAGGUGAUUACAAUGAUGCUGGCUGCAUAACACCGACGAAAGACUCCUCUGCGAGACCUGAAUCUGUUGCUGAUUCCUCUAUGGAGAAAAAUGAUGGAACUGAGGGUGAACGGUCUAUACCACCUGGUAUUGACCCAGAUAUCACAGUUGUACACUUGCCUUCUAACUUACAAACUUCGGUUGAGCCGCAAGUCAAAUCAACAGCUCAGAGGCAGAGUUCAGUUGUUGUGCCGACAAGGCAUGCGACAGCAGGUAGCGGGAACAGUGUGAGUGUCUCAGGAGAAGAAAGUACAAGGAUAGACAAACAGCAGAGUGUCAGUGGUCGGGAGGGAGAAAAUAAUGAUGAAUCCAAAGAAAAAGGUUCACCUCUGGCUGGCAAUUCUUCUGGAAAUUACAUGGUGCAAAGUUUUCCCAGUAGUCCUAAUGCCUCAAAAGAAAGCGUCACGGUGUCUGGCAUAAGAAUGACUGCUGAUUGUAAGUACAUGUGUCAUAUUGUUUAGCUCAAAUGCUUACUAUUAUAGCAAGGGUCCCUUGAGAGCUUAGUAUGGAAGUUAGAGCAAGAGCCAACAAAGUUGAGAGGGGUAGGGGACGAUUUAGUGGCUAGUACUCCAUUCCUUUUCCUUUCCUUCACUUACUUCUUUUUGAUUGUGCCCCAGCUUUCGAGCUUUGAUGCUCUCAAACUCUAAUGCAGAUUAUUUAAACUUUUGAUCAUCAAAGGGUACAAAGAAAGUCAGUUUUACAGCUUGCCAUUCGGGCAAGUUUUAGCUAGCAUGUACUAGCCCAAGUGUCAUUUCAUCUAGCCUCCAAAGAAUAAUUGCUGACCAGCAGAAUUGAUUACAGUUCUGUAAUUUGAUUUUCCCUAAAAACUUCACUUGCCUGUCGGGCGAGUUAUCCACAGAAUGCACCAGCCCAAUAGAAAAAUCCACUAGCCCUGGGCUACCAGACAUUACUUUCUUUGCAUGCUGCAUGAGCAAUGCCUUGGUGGUCAGUUAAUCAGUUUUCUAGUAGCAUUAGUUACAGUGAUAAAUAUUGGGACCAUGGAGGAUAAAGCAGGGCAAACAGGAAGGGUAGCCAGUGAGCAAGUUCUCAUUGUUAUCUCCAGGCUCAACACAGGAGCUAAAAAGAAACAAGAGUCCAGAAGGACUUUGCUAUGGUGACAGUUUGUCAUUACAAUAACCGCCUGCAAAACUGCGCUCAGCCACCUUAAAGUGUUGCAUGGAUGAUGUGUGAUGUAAUACCAAAGUCUAUAUUUGUUUCACAAGCAUGGACAAGGCAAAUUGGAGAUACACUAACAGCACAAUCAAGCAGUUUAUCAGAAAUCACUUGACACUUAUUCUAGACACUCCUUUGUUAUUGAGUAAUUUUAGAUUAUUCAUUGGUAUUUUUUGGUGCUGCAGAAUGUUUAUUGGAUGUUGUUUAUUGACAUUUAAACAUAGGGUUGACGUUAUUAAUAACAAGUUUACUCUUAUUGUAUUAACAGUAUCUGAAAUCCUUGUCUUACAGACUUUCACGUAUUAGUUGGAGGAAACCCAAAUGUAGUCAUACCCCGUCAGAAAUAUUUAGAUGCUGUCACUAAAUCAAGCCAACCAACACACUUUGCUGUGCGUUUGGCGGAGUUGGUUUUUGGAGAUGAUGUGCUGGAGGCAUCAACAGUGACUGGAGGAAAACGUGGCACAAUGCAGCUGGAUCCAAUAAUAAUCAAAGCAAUACAAAGUAUGUUAAAAGAGAAUACUAAAAUAGUAUUGAGGCAGACUCCCUUGAUUUCAUAUAUAGUUGUUUUCUGAGAAAGAGUAUAUACGCGUUUUAGAGGGUUCAGCCUGGUUUCUGUCAGAUAAGGGACCUUAAUAAGAUGCAAGGAUGAUGACAGCAGGUAAAACGUCACUUAAAAAGUGAAAUCGCAGUUUUGCAUUUUCAAUCUUCAUCGCGAUUAUUCCAUCUCUCUUACUUUGUUGAAUGUACGCAAACUCUCCUGGAGUUGAAUUCCUAAGAACCUUAUCCAAGUUAAAAAAGAGAAAGAAAAUUUUGUUGUUGCCUGUUUACGUCCUCUAUAAAUGUGGAAUUGGGUUUUUUCAUGUCGUAGUCAUGCAAAAUUGGCAAAUAAAUGGACAAAAAAGUGUGAUGCACGUGCAAAGUUGUUGUUUUGCUAGUUAAAGCUAUUGUUUUUAUGACGUUCUUGUUGCCGUCACCGUCAUCUGAUCUUAAGGUCCCUAUUAUGAUUUCUAUCACUGGAAAAAAAGUUCAGAUUACAGCGAUUAAAUAGAAAGAACUGUUUGACAAUCUGUUAGUUUGUUUAUUUUGGUCAAAUAAUUUGUAAACUGUCUAUUGUCAAUGAUCCCUCAGUGGUUGUCAAAUUUCAUCGGAAGAGUAGGAUUGAUUACAGUUCUUCAGCAAUUUUGAAUUUUGCUUCCCCCAAAAUUAACUUGCCGUUUAGGCACUAGCCCUGGCCAGCUAUCAGACUUUGAGGAGGGCAUACAUGUACCAAGACAAGUACAUUGUGUAGUGUGUAGUGUUUCAACAAAAAUGAUGGCUACAGGUAUUGUUAGUUUUCUCUUGGAAGCUCCUCUUUUAAAGACAAACACCCUCAACUCCAACCCCAGCUCCUUUACUUGAGGCUUGUGGCUUAUUGCUGUAAUAUAUUUUUUAAUUUUUCAAUUCCACAGUGGAGGUCACAGAAAGAUUUUUAAAGACCCUUGAUCCAGAACAACAAAAUGUUGUGUGGCGUAAAUGUGUCACAAGUAUUGCUACCAGGUGUAAAACUCUGCGAUAUAACAGAGCAAAGACUGCUGAAAACCAGUGGACGCUAGUCCAUCCCAGCCAAGUUUCUCCAGAGUGACCUGGGUUUUUCAACAAACUAAUGCUAUGUAUGGUCAACUCUCUUUACUGUGCUUU
Molecule: messenger RNA, 15071 nt
Organism: Porites evermanni
Lineage: Eukaryota; Metazoa; Cnidaria; Anthozoa; Scleractinia; Poritidae
Source: the annotation of a GenBank genome assembly